Molecule: messenger RNA, 1763 nt
Organism: Telopea speciosissima
Lineage: Eukaryota; Viridiplantae; Streptophyta; Magnoliopsida; Proteales; Proteaceae
Product: COP9 signalosome complex subunit 1-like
Exons: 6
Coding region: 64-1392 (442 amino acids)
Cellular component (GO): COP9 signalosome
Source: RefSeq, a predicted model, not a curated record
AUCCUUGAAAACGAAUCCCUGAGGAGUUCUUUCCUAGGGUUUGCAUCAGAGAUUCCAGCAGCUAUGGAAGGCGAGGAUGAAGGACCAGGAACGAUGAUCGAAGACAUCGUGUCCAAUGGUGUAGACGACAAGCGUAGUAAACCGAUCUUUAGCAGCGAACAGAUGGACGUGGAGGCUUACGCAAGUCUCUACAGCGGCAGAACAAAGAUCACGAGGCUUUUGUUCAUUGCCGAUCGGUGUGGUAACCAGUCAAUGCAGUUGGAGGCAUUACGAAUGGCUUACGAGGAGAUUAAAAAGGGCGAGAACUCUCAGCUCUUUAGAGAGGUCGUUCAGAAGAUAGAUGGAAGGUUGGGGCCUGCUUAUGGGAUGGACCAGGCAUGGGUCGAUAACGUUGAUCGUAGAGCUGAGCAGAGAAAGGAGAAGCUCGAGAACGAGCUCAACUCUUACCGGACAAAUUUGAUAAAAGAAAGCAUUAGAAUGGGAUACAAUGACUUUGGAGAUUUUUACUAUGCUCAUGGUGUCCUUGGUGACGCUUUUAAAAACUAUGUCCGUACUCGUGAUUAUUGCACUACAUCAAAGCACAUAAUUCAGAUGUGUCUGAAUGCAAUUCUUGUUAGCAUUGAGAUGGGCCAGUUUACACAUGUCACAAGCUAUGUAAGUAAAGCAGAGCCAACACCAGAGGCACUGGACCCUGUUACUGUAGCAAAAUUGCGUUGUGCUGCUGGAUUGGCACACUUGGAGGGAAAAAAGUACAAACAUGCUGCUCGCAAGUUCUUGGAGACAGGUCCUGAAUUGGGAAAUAACUACACUGAAGUGAUUGCACCACAAGAUGUUGCGACAUAUGGUGGACUUUGUGCACUUGCUAGUUUUGACAGGACAGAAUUAAAGAACAAAGUUAUAGACAAUCUCAAUUUCCGUAAUUUCUUAGAGCUGGUGCCUGAAAUAAGGGAGCUUAUUAAUGAUUUCUAUUCAAGCCGUUAUGCUUCAUGCCUUGAGUACCUUGAAAAUCUCAAAGCCAAUCUGUUGCUCGACAUCCAUUUGUAUGACCAUGUUGAGACGCUGUAUAAUCAAAUCCGUCACAAAGCCCUCAUCCAAUAUACACACCCAUUUGUGUCUGUUGAUCUUCACAUGAUGGCUAGUGCCUUUAAAACAAGUGUUGCUGGGCUGGAGAAAGAACUUGAAGCUUUGAUAACUGACAACCAGAUACAGGCUCGAAUCGAUUCACACAACAAAAUUCUUUAUGCACGACAUGCUGAUCAAAGGAAUGCAACAUUCCAACGGGUCCUACAGACAGGCAGUGAGUUUGACCGUGAUGUCAAAGCAAUGUUGCUGAGGGCUAAUCUACUCAAGCAUGAAUGCAAUGCUAGAGCAGCCGCGAGGAAGUGCCUCUAAAAUGGUCAGCUUUGACAAGCAUGUUCUGAUGUGCUUUCACAUACCCUGUAUUGGUCUCCUACUAAUAUAGGGUAUGGAGCAAGUUUUUGGAGGACAAUUGAAAACCUUUUUAAUGUCUAUGGAGCCUCAUUUUUCUGGAAAUCUGCCCAUCAGCUCUAUACUGCACAUGCACUUUUGAGUAUGCGAGUCUCCAUGUUUAUAUGGCUGAGUCUUGACUACAGUGUAUAUACUAUUGCGUUUCAUUGUUUUUGUGGUUGGUUAGCAAAAAAGUAUGGUCUACAUGGCCAUGAAACAUUAGGAAGUUGGACUUUGGAUCUCCAGACAUAGAGAAAUUGGUACUAAUCUCAAAAUUAAAGGUGAGUUACAGAACA